CAUGUCCGCAUCUGGGAGCUGUAUCCGUAAACAAUAAUUAUGAGACACAGCUCUUGGAUUAGCUGCUGUUCACACUUGAGCAAGAUGUCAGCGGCAGCGGUUGGCAUCCUGAAGCGCUUAAAGGUGCGACGGCAAAAGCAACGCACUGUCCUGGCCAUGACAUGGCGUUGUGCCAAAGGCGGCAAAGAAUUCAAGGAGCUGGAUACCUUCUAUCGUGCAAUCAGGCCAUAUCUCUGUGUUGCACAAGUGUUUGGCAUCAUGCCCCUUUCGAAUGUUCUCAGCCGGGAUCCACAAGAUGUAAAGUUCCGCAUUCGAAGCAUUGGAAUGUGCUUCACCGGAUUGUUCUUGCUGCUGGGAGGCAUCAAAACACUAAUGGAGGCAAACAUUCUAUUUAAAACGGGUCUAAAUGCCAAGAAUAUGAUGAAUUUGGUUUUCCUCAUUGUGGGCAUCGUAAACUGGUUGAACUUUAUUAGCUUCGCUCGCUCCUGGUCCAAGCUCAUUCUGCCCUGGAGUUCAUUGGACAUUAUGAUGCAGUUUCCUCCCUAUGCUCCGUGCAAGCACAGUCUUCGAUCUAAGCUACGCCUCAUUGGCUGUGUAGUGGGUGCUAUGGCAGUGGCGGAUCACGUGCUAUACUAUGCCUCUGGUUACUACAGCUACAUGCAUAUUUUUCACUGUCAAACGAAUCAAUCGCGUGUGUCGAUUGGCUCCUAUGUGGAGAAGGAAUUCUCGGACAUAUUUGAGCUGCUGCCCCACAAUAUGUUCUCUUUGUUCUAUGGCUUUUGGCUAAAUGUAGCCUUUACUUUUCUGUGGAACUUUAUGGACAUCUUUAUAGUGCUCACGAGCAUUGGUCUGGCGCAGCGAUUUCAGCAGUUUGCAGAUCGUAUUUUGGCAUUGACAGAUAGACAAGUGCCGGAUGCCCUGUGGUACGAUAUACGCCGAGAUCACAUACGUCUUUGUGAGCUGGCCACUCUCGUGGAUGCCAGCAUGUCCAGCAUUGUGUUUGUGUCCUGUGCAAACAAUGUCUACGUCAUUUGCAAUCAAGCACUGGCCAUCUUCACUAAACUCCGCCACCCAAUUAAUUAUGUGUACUUCUGGUACUCGCUGCUCUUCCUGCUGGCACGCACUAGCCUUGUCUUUAUGUCCGCCUCCAAGAUACACGAUGCCUCGCUGCUGCCACUUCGCACGCUUUAUCUAGUGCCCAGCACUCAUUGGACACAGGAGGUGCAGCGGUUUGUCAGUCAAUUAACCGCAGAGUUCGUUGGACUCUCGGGCUAUCGCUUGUUUUACCUCACACGCAAGAGCCUCUUUGGGAUGAUGGCCACACUCGUAACCUACGAGCUAAUGCUACUCCAAAUUGAUGCCAAGAACCAACCAGAUUUGUGUGCCUGA
Drosophila guanche is the source of this 1389-nucleotide messenger RNA. RefSeq names its product gustatory receptor for sugar taste 61a (gene Gr61a). The transcript is spliced from 8 exons. Gene Ontology annotation, cellular component: membrane. Gene Ontology annotation, biological process: sensory perception of sweet taste; detection of chemical stimulus involved in sensory perception of taste. Gene Ontology annotation, molecular function: sweet taste receptor activity. NCBI's taxonomy places the organism in Eukaryota, Metazoa, Arthropoda, Insecta, Diptera, Drosophilidae. The record is from RefSeq and is a predicted model, not a curated record. Bases 40 to 1389 code for a protein of 449 amino acids.